UCCUUCCAGGGUGUAAUCACACGCUGCUUGCUUCAUAGUUUUGUUUGCACUGAGAUUUCUCCUCAUUCAGCCUGAUGGAGCUACUUCGGCCUGGGUUGCUCAUGUUCCAGAUGUUCUGUUUUAUUAACGGCUAUCCCAAUGGUGCUCCCUCCGGUGCCUGUGAGGAUAUGUUACCUCGCCACUCUGGAGUGCUGCCUCAGCCUUCACCAGCACCCUACACUAUUCUCACCAAUGCCAGGGUGUUUCAGCCAGGGAAGCCCAUUACAGUGACCAUCGUUGGACCAAAAUACAGAGGAGUUCUUCUGGAAGCUCGAACAGGUGGAGGCCUCAAUGCUCUGGGGACGUGGCAGCGCCCUCCUCCGGACACUAAAUUCCUUCAGUGCGCGCAUAAUCCUCGAGGUGCUGUCACUCACUCCAACACCAAUCUCAAGGGCAACAGCACCGUUUACAGCUGGAUACCACCUAACUGUGCAAGUCCUGUCUACUUCAUGGCCACCGUAGCUCAGCAACGCACAGUCUUCUGGGUUAAUAUAAGGUCCACGGAUCUGACCAGAGGAAAAACAGGCGACCUUGAUCUGGCAGUAGGUGCCAGCGCUGGAAUGGCUGAAGGCAAACCUCUGCUUCCCUUAGUGAUAUGUUUUCUGAUUUUAAACAUACUGGCAUGAAUAUAAAAUAUGUUCUGCAGUCUUCUUGUUAUAUAUAUAUAAUAGCAUGCAGUCCUAUGGCUACAUAUCACAUCUCAGUGAAUUUUUCUUUAGAUAUGUAGCUCAUAUAUAUUAAUGCAGCCCCCAUGCUUGAUCAUAUAUCAACUGACCUAUAUCUACAGUGCCUAUCCGUCAUAGACAUAAAUGAUAGAUAUACCUUCAUUGCAAAUGCCUUGUUUGAUCUUGUUCCCAGCUUUUAUGAGGUGUGUUCUGUCACAUUUAAUAUAAAUCUAUAAAAGAAAAAUCACCCCUCCAAAAAUGCAUUAAAGGGUUUCAAGACUAAGGUAUGAAUAUGCCAAGAUAUGGCUGUACUGAUGAGUCACUCCCUCUUCUAUUAAUACUUUAUUAUUGUAUAAGGAAUUUUAAAGCAAGUAUGAUUCACGCCUAUUCCCUCAUUGUACUCAAUGCACACGUCUCAGCUGUAAUAUAUACUCUAAAAAAUAUUUGUUGCUCACUCUGUCAUUGCUUUUGUUUUCUGUCACUAGACUUUGAUUCUCUUCACAUAUCCUGUGUAUCCUAAUUGUAUGUAUGCGUAUUUACCGAACCACCCAUUUCAGAUAAUAAAAUAGUACA
This is a messenger RNA of Oreochromis niloticus (Nile tilapia), 1277 nucleotides long. Its product is annotated as putative defense protein Hdd11. NCBI's taxonomy places the organism in Eukaryota, Metazoa, Chordata, Actinopteri, Cichliformes, Cichlidae. The record is from RefSeq and is a predicted model, not a curated record. Gene Ontology annotation, cellular component: membrane. Bases 75 to 665 code for a protein of 196 amino acids. The transcript has 5 exons.